This is a messenger RNA of Paramecium sonneborni, 2949 nucleotides long. NCBI's taxonomy places the organism in Eukaryota, Ciliophora, Oligohymenophorea, Peniculida, Parameciidae. The record is from the annotation of a GenBank genome assembly.
AUGAUAAAUCGUUCACCUACUAUUAAAUCAAUUAAUAAAUAAAAUUAGAGCUAAGAUCCCUUACUAGUUUUAACACCUCCAAGUAGCCUUAGAGAAAUUAGUUGUUCAUUUAGGAGUAAUUUGAAUCGAUAUGCUACCAUAUAAAGUAGGAGAAAUAAAUAAGAAUGGUCAGAUAAUUAAUAACAAUAAAAAUAAUUUAGUUUACGGUUGUAAAGAUUAUAUUAAGAAUCAUUUAUAAAAUAAAUGUUGGAUAAAGCUAAGCCAGCAAGCAGAUUGAAUAAUUAUUAAAAGUAAGUUCUUGAUGAUUUGUAAUUUGGUUAAGACACAUAAAUAGAUGAUAUAGAUAGUACUUGUUAUAAAUUUAUGUUCAAUUAUUUAAACAAUUAUCCUAUCAUAUAACCGUAAAGCAGUUUAAAAUUGUGUUCAGAUAUAAUUUUCAUAAUAAAUACAUUAAUGAUAUUCGUUUGGCUGCCAUUUAAAUAUUCUUUUGAAUUAGAUUCGAUAUUGAAAAUGUUGAAUUACGAUAACUAGAUAAUAGAAUAUUUUCUGAUAGGGAUAUUGAUUUUUGAAAUGUUAAUAUAGUGUAAUUAAGCAUAUAUAUCGAAGGGAAAAGUAAUUAAGUAAUAAAUAGUUAUUGAAAUAGUUAGCGUUAUCAUAUAAUAUCUAAGUAUUUGAGAUAGGAUAUGAUGAAGGACUUAAUUAGUUUGACAGCUUUAAUAGUUUUAUUGUUUGAAAGUUUUAAGGUUGCAGAAUUGAACAUAGUUUUAUUGUUUGUAUUUGUAUUUUUAUAAGGGGCAAAAUUUUUGAGAGUGACGAGUAGAAUUGAGGAAUAGAUGAAUUAUAAGUAAAGUAAUGUGAUUCCAUUGUUGAUAAAUUUGAUAGGUGUGUUAUAUAUAAUUCAUCUUGUAUCUUGUAUUUGGUAUAGUUUAAUAAAGGACAGAAACAGUAAUAAAUAAUUAGAGAAUGUAGUUUAGGAAUAUAUAAAAUGUUUUUAUUGGGCAUCGGUGUAUUUAACAAGUUCAGGAGUUUCAAAUAUGGAUUUAAGGAAUAAUGAAUAGCUAAUAUUUUCAUCAUUAAUAUUGAUAGUUUCAAUAUUGAUAAAUGGUUUAGUAACAAUAAAGAUGGGAUUAUUUUUAUAUAAUAAAUCUAAAAGUAUGAAAGAGAAUAGAUAAAUGAAUAUGAUGUCAAGUUAUAUGAAUUUGAAUAAGAUAAAUUUAAAUUUGUAACAUAGAAUUCGGAGUUAUUUAGAAUACAUUUUUAAAUAAGAGUAAUAGAUGGAUGAGGAAGAUAUUACUUAGAUAAUGAGUAAGUUGUCACAUUAGUUAAGAAGUGAAUUGAGAAAUUAAUUAUAAGUGAAUAUAUUGGAACAAUGUAAGAUGAUAUCGUAAAAUUUUUCAUAGAAAUUGAGGAAAUAAUUAGUAUAUUAUAUGGAGGAGGUGAAGACAAUACCUGAGUAAAGGAUUUUAACAUUGGAUGAGUAGGAUGAUAGUUCUUUAUAUUUAAUAAAUAAAGGUGAGGUAGAUGUGAUAUUCGAAUAAAGUAAUAAUAUGGGUGAGAAACAUAUUCGUAAUUAGAUAAAGACAUUAGGGAAAGGAGAUUAUUUUGGAUUUUUGGGAUUUAUAACAGGGAGUAAAAGGACAGCUACAAUAAUUAGCAAAGGAUUUUGUUAAUUGUAUAAGAUAUAGAGAGUAGAUUUUGUGAAUUUGAUUGAAUAGUUUCCUGAUGAUAAAGAAAUAUUUAAUAUGAUAAAAGAUAAAGUUCAAUUUGAGGAAGAUUUAUCAAUGCUUGAUGUUAAAUGUUAUAGUUGUAAAUCUGUCAAUCAUUUGGUAAAUUAAUGUCCAUUCUUACAUUAUUAACCAGAUAAGGAUAGAGUAAUCAAACAAUAAUUAUAUCCAGUUAAUUAAGAAAGAGAUGAGAUGUAAAUAAAAUUAAUAAUACAAGAUAACGUAAGUCUAAGUAUGUAAAUGCUCUGUUUUAGUAAAGAGUAAUACAAGAUAUAGCUAAAGAGAUUAUGAAGGAUAUGGAAUAAGUAGAAGGAAGUGAGAAUGUAUCUGAUGAUGAAUAUGAAGAAGAAUUUAAAACUAGAACAGUAAAAAGUAUAUUUAUUUAUAAUAAUUAAAUAGGUACAUCAAAUAUAUAAACAAGAAGUUUAACUAAAACCUUUAGCUAAAAUAGUAAUUAAUUAAGUAGGUUUAGUCAUAGACCUUCAUAAACAUUAACAUUAGCAUUAAGUUAAAAUUAAUUAUCAUCUAAAUCUCAAGAAGAAAUAGGAAAAUUUGAGUAAGAAUUAUUGAAGAAGAUGUCAUUAAAUCGAAAAUAUUAAUAGAAAGAAACAGCAGGAUUUGGAGCUAAAUUUGAAUCUUAAAUGCAUAAUUAAAUAUAAGAAUUAGAGGAAGAAAUACCAAAUUUUGAUCUCAUAGAUGAAGAUAAUUUUAUUUAAUAAUAGGGUUAGAUAUACCAUACAGAAAAGAGUCCAAUAAAUUAUAGAAAAAUUUCAUAAAAAGUUACUUUUGAUUAAAAUCUUUAUGGAAUUAUAAACAGAAGAUCAAGCUUAAUUUAUGAGAAUUAUCUAUAACAACUAUAUGGAGAAGGACAUUGUCAAAUUGAAUUUGUAAUUUUAUUUCAUUUAUAUAAAUAGCCUAUAAUCACCCAGCCUUCUCUAGGAGAAUUCGAUAAAAUAUAAGAGUUCAGAGAGUAUUAUCCACAGUAUAAUAUUUCUAAAGUGAUGAAGUUUCUGUCAAAAGUUACUUAGAAAUAUCAUAGAGAACAAAUGUAUUCAUAAUACUCAUUCUUAUAUAUUGCUAUCAAAAAAGGUAGAGCCAUGAAAGAUAAAUUAAUUCAAUUUAAGAACAGAAACAUAGCCAAACCCAGUUAUAAUAAAAGAAUUUAUAAGUAUUUUAUGUUAAUAUUUAAAUUAGAAGGGGCUAGGUUAAAACAUUAAUAUAUUGA